AUGUGCCGUUGCAGGUCCUUCAACGCAUGGAACACAACGAGCCGUCCGCCUGGGAAAAAGGCGCGCACAGCUCAGAUUGUGUCGCCUGCGGAGCGCGGGAUGGACGAUGAGAACGCUCCGGAUAUCGACGAAGUCAUAGCCACACUCAGACGUGGACAACAAGGAGGGGUUGAGCAUCAGCCUCAAGAAGCGAGCCGCGGAGACGAAGCGCUCCUCGGUGACGGAGACGCGAAUCCUAAAAGACCCGAGGCGGCCGUUCACGAAAUAAGCUCCUCUGGGAUGUUUGCGCUCGACGCUCAUCCGGACGUCGCGGAUAUCGACAAGCUCCGAUUCGUCUGGGAAGCAGUAGGCGAGGAAGAAGAAGAACAAGAAGUAACAGAAGCUGCCAGGGAGCAGAGGAAGAGGAGGACCUGGGCAGGAUCGGCAGCUCUGCGGCAAGGAUCGGGCCUAGAGCCAUACAUCUCCGUGUCUCGCGGUGAGGAUUUUUCUGACUCCUCCGACCCUUGUUUUUUUGCGAAGACGUUCCCGACUCUGAUCCCGUUUGGCUGCGGCGGCCCCCGGCUGGCGGAGGAAAGCAUCGCGAUCUCAGAUGACAGAAGGGGCACGGGAGUGGAUGAAGGCGCCGUGGCAGGAGCAGCGACGGCGGCGGAGGUGGCAGCCAGGAGUCUGCUAUCGUCGCGGAACAUGAGCCUCGCGACAUGGGCUGAGGUGGUCCUGAGGCGGCACGGCGGUCGGUUCGCAACCCAUCACGUCUUCGCCUUUCUCGUCUUCAACCUGGGCGUCAGGUCGAGGAAUCGCCGAGUGAGCAUGCUGAGCGUGUCGAGGAAAGAGUUUCCGGCCGUGGAGCGUAUCGUACGGUCCCUGAGCAGGGAGAGGCUGGAGUUGGCUCAGAGGGAGCUGGAGCUCUCGGACCAGACCGCGGACGAGGGCAUCAAGGAGCUGCUCAGAAGCAUUUCCCUGUACGGAUUCCGGCAGCCGAUGUCGAGGGAGCAUCGGCUCAGCCUGCGACGCAAAAUCAAGUCCCUCAUCAUCCGAUAUGGCAUCCCCGCCAUCUGGUUCACGCUCAACCCGAACGACAUCACCAACCCAGUGAAGCUGCGGCUAGCCGCAUACCGAACACACGAUCCUGAAGGUGCCGAGGCUUUCUUGAGAAGUCUGGAUAUGACGUACAAGCGCGCGCGGCUGGCCAUAUCCGACCCGGUGAGCUCUGCCAUCUUCUUCCACAGGGAGAUCUCGUUGUUCUUCGAGCAUUACGUCAAGGUGGGAGAGGAGUCGGUCUUUGGGCAGAUCAGCCAGUGUUUCGGAGCUGUCGAGGCGAACGAACGAGGAGCGCUCCACGUGCAUGGGCUGCUGUGGCUGCAUGGAAACAUGCAGCUGAGUUCGGUCUUGGCCGACGUCCGUGGCGAGGAGGGUGCUUCGUAUGGCGACCGCAUCGUUGAGCUCAAGCUGACAUUUUUCGAUACUGACACGCAGGACCUGGACCAGGAGUCGUUUUGCGCCGUCCGGGCGGAGAGGUCUGUAACUGCGGACAUAUCACCACUGCUGCAGGACAGCCAACAGUUCGUUGCAGCUUUUGACGAAGAAGCCAACUUCUGCGCCGGAGCGACGCAGAUACACACGCACAGUCCGACCUGCGUGAAAUACUCCCUGGGGAGGCCUGAAGGCAAGCGAGACCUUUGCCGCUUCAAGGCUCCAUGGAAGCUAGUCGAGAAGACCGGGUUCGAUGCAGACGGGGUGUUGCAGAUCCGACGCACGCAUAGCAUGGUGAACAGGUGGAACAAGGCGAUUGCCGUGGGCCUUCGGCACAACCAUGAUAUCUCGUUCAUUGCGACGCAAUGUAUGACCAUGGCACUUGUAUACUACCUGACGAACUACGCAACUAAGGUUGAGGAUCCAAUGUGGAAGCGCGUAGCCGCGGCGGCAGAGGUGCUGGGCUCGUUAGACGGUGGUGAGCCAAGGCAGGACUGUGUGGCAGCGGCGGCUGCGACUGCGACUGCGACUGCGAGGGAUGUGAGCGACCGAGAUGGUAUCGGGCAAAACAAGACACGGCAAUUCCUGAUGAAAGUGGCAAAUCGCGUCUUCACCGAACGACCUCUGUCGCAGGUCGAGGUCGCCGCGCAUCUGUUGGGAUACGAGACCGAGUUUUCUAACAGCGCGGUCUGGACGUUCUUAAACGUAUCUGUGCUGUACUGGCACAUCUUCCGGCGAUGGCAUCAUCUUCGCUGUGCGAGCGGUGCCGAGGCCUUAGAUCAGCCGACUGAUGACUCCGUCCUCGUGGAGCAGACUGGCCGGAGAAUUUCGUUCUUUGAGGCAUACCAUCACCGUGGUGAGGCCCUUCGUGACCUCUGUCUAUAUGACUACGUGUCGUUGGUCAAGCUGAAACGAAAGAGCAGUGGCAGACGGGGAGGAGCCGCCACCUGGGGGGAGGUUCCUUUUCAGGGUGGCACGCCGUUUGCGGACACGUGGGUGCAGGUAUUGCGCCGUCCAGGUGAGCACGCUGUCGUCUGUCUGGACGGAUACCUAAGCAUGGAUUUCUCUCAGGAUGACGAUGACGACGGCCGGGGCCAUGAGAGGGCCGCCGUGCAGCAUCUAGCCCUGUUCGUGCCGUGGGAGUGCUUUUUAUCCGAGUCUGGGGGUGAUAUCGGGGAAAUAUGGGUGAGGCACAAGGAGACUCUGAGCCGGAGGGUCUCGUCCAUCCUAGACAAUAUUCAACUGCUCCGGCGAUCGGCGGAAGAUGCACAGCGCGAUGCUAGACAAUGGGCCGCAUCGUCAGGAGAGGAGGAUCACGUGGCCGGGGAGACCGGGUCGGGCGGUGCGGUCGAGGGAGACGACGAAGCGCAAUCUGCGUACCGCUCCGACGACAUCGGGGACGCCACGCGGCUUAUUGACGUCGUGAGAAACGCGGCAGGGGCAAAUCAGAUCACGGGCGAUUCUAAGGAGCUAUCAGCGAUGAUGCAGCAGCUCUGCCGUUUCCAGCACGCGGCGCUGGGCUCAACGUCCGAGCUGCGGGCCAGGAUCGCCGUCGAAUCAGAAGGAAGAAUGGUAACCUGGCCGGCAGGGCCAUUCACGGGAGCCGAAGUCCCAGCACAGAGGCUGCUGAAGUCCAUCAAAUCACAGCAAACGAGCGCCUCGAGAGAGACGGAGAAGACGAUCCAGGGGAUCCAGGGCCUGACCGAGCGGAACGCGACCAGCCGCAGCGCAGCCGUAGAUGGUGUGCUGAGCGGGUUUGGGGAGCAGGACGUCCAGCUGACGGCUGCAGACCCUGAGGAGAGCACGCUAGCUCGACCUGAUCCUGCGUGGUGA
This is a messenger RNA of Fusarium keratoplasticum, 3303 nucleotides long. Its product is annotated as ATP-dependent DNA helicase. The transcript has 4 exons. Lineage: Eukaryota; Fungi; Ascomycota; Sordariomycetes; Hypocreales; Nectriaceae. The coding region runs from base 1 to 3303 and encodes 1100 amino acids. The record is from RefSeq and is a predicted model, not a curated record.